Plectropomus leopardus (leopard coralgrouper) is the source of this 2850-nucleotide messenger RNA. Lineage: Eukaryota; Metazoa; Chordata; Actinopteri; Perciformes; Serranidae. The record is from RefSeq and is a predicted model, not a curated record.
CGUGCAGUGAUGUGAUGCUGAGCUGCAUGUGAGGCUGGAGAGAGAAGCUCCCUUUUUUCACACUCAUUUGAUUAGCUUGGAUUCCUUAUGUAAUGUGGAUUUUUUUUAUUUUUUAUAUAACAAUGGCUUGAGAAUAUAUGUCACAGGCGCACCACGGGCAAUGCGGUGCAGAGCAUUUAUUAGUCACUGAGGCACACACUCACACAGACACAGAGGCGUGCACACGCUCACUCUGUAGCUCCAGCAGAGAUCUGCCUGCCCUGGCGAUGCUCACUCUGACUGAUAACGAUGCAGUUCUGCAGGAAGGUGCUCUGCAAGCCGUGUAGUGCCAGAGUCACUUCACCAGAGGAGGACAUGGAAUACAAGAUGGGGAGCUGCAUCGGAAUCUCACACAGACAGCCUGAAACUCACUCUGAGACUUUGACCAAGAAGGACGACCGAGCGCUUCUGACUGAAGCCUCGACCAGCCAGCAGAGUCUGCUGUCUCAACCAGUGCUCCCAGACGUCCCAGUCAUCACUGGAGUGGAGGAAGACAGAGCUGCAGCUGGAGAGCAGGACGAACUGGAGUUUCCUCAUGACCUGCUACCCAGUCUAGACUUCAGCAGUGAGCUCAACAUCUGGGAGUCCUCGCUGGGAGCUCAGAGGAGCUCAGGUGAGAGGACAUGUGAGCAGGUGAACCCCCUGCUGGCGGGCCUGCAGCACCGCAUGGAAGUCAGUGGACCAUUGGUGGUUCUAGAUACAAGGCCUCAUGACAGCGACCCAGUUCUCACAGAUGCUCAGCCAUCCCCUCGGCCUGCUGCCACACCUUACCCGGGUGACAGACCCCUGACCCCUCCCCUGUCCGUGCUGCUAGACCGGGAACUCCAAGAGGCCUUCCAGGAAUGUGAAGAACAAAUGGCCUCACUGGGGAUACUUAAUCCCACAGGGCCUCACAGCACCACGCCUGAGACGGUUAAGGAUGUAGCAGAGAAAACUGGAGAAGUAAUGGUUAAUAGAUCCAAUGAGUCAUCGUCAUUGCCUCCAAUCACAGUCCAGCCAGGACAUAGCAACGGAGGCCAUGGAAACAAGAGUACACACGGAAACAGUGAGGCAGCAAACACUCAGACGGAUACAGUUGUGUUUAGUUUCAGGAAUUACAUACUGGGCACUGGGAAUAGUGUUGGGACGGCAGAGACGGAGAGUGAAAUAAAAGCAUCACAGAGCCAGGAUAAAUGUCCAGAGACUAAGACAGAAGAAGAAACAAAGAUCGAUGAGCAGAAGGAAACACCCACACAUUCACAUUUAGAAGCAGAUUUAUUUAAAGAAACCCCCAAAAAAGCUGAGUUCACUGAGCGGAAAGGAGAUAAAAAGGAACAUGUUGAUCCUAAUGCAGCCACAGAAGAAAAUGGCACAUUAGAUUGUAGUGCAGUGAUUAGGGAGAAAGUCACAGAGGCAAUAACAAAGAAUUUAGACAUAAAGACAGAAAAUGACAGUGAUGGGUCAAGUAUUAACGUUUGUAAAGAUGCAACAGGAAAGACAGAGGGCAGCAAUCUUCAUUUAAAGGAUAAAGAUGCAUUAUCAGAGACACAGACGGGAGCAAAGAAUCACAGUGUGGAGGAUCAGGAGUCUAAGUCAGACAAAUGGAUGAACUCACCAGAUGAUAAACAGGCUGGGCAGGAGAAAAAGGCAAAGAAGAAAAAGAAGCAAAGGAAAAAGAACAAAAUAGAAGACAAGAGCCCAGAGAUGGAAGAGAAAGCAAAGACAGGAGCACAACCUGAACAUGAUUUACUGGCUGUGUGUCUCGUAAAUGCAGGUAAUGACACAGAUUCAACGGCAAAUGUUGUGUCACAGGCAGAUGCUCAGACUGUGAUUUGUGGGGAACAGCCUGAUAAUGGGUUUGACUCCAAACAACAGCUGAUUCUCGAGGGAAAGCCCAGCCCCAGCCCCCCACUAUCAUUCUCUCGUAGCUGGCAGGAUUGUCUUACUGUCUCACCUGCGUCCAACCAGGCUGUUUCGCAGGGGGCUCAUCAGUCAGAAAACCACAGCCAUACGGAUGCCCCAUGUGGCAUGAAUCACAGCUCAGAUGAAAACCCACAGCGGAACCAACAUGCAACUGUAGAUGUCAACCAAAAUACACCCGUGACACAUGUCCAAACUACAGUUAUCAAUCUGGCUGCUUCUGCCGAUAAGAGAUCAGAUGCACACACACUGGAGGCUGCAGUUACCUCAGAGGCAGUGAUACUCACACACGAUAUUCAGAGCCCACUCUCCAACAGCCCAACUUGUGUGGGAGAGAGCGGUGUGGAGAGUGCCCUUGAAGAGGCUUUAGUGGUGGUUGCUGCGUUGCCACUGGCAACGCCCACGAUGCCAGAAGUGAUAGAAAGCGAGGGAGAGGGAGAAAGCGUGAGGCGUGAUUCACUGGAGAGAGUAGCUUCUGUAGCGAUCACAGAGAGUGAAAAAGCAGUAGAAGAGAAAGAUUUUGGAGGCACAGAAAAGUGCCUCAGCUCUGCAGACGGAGAAAAAGACCUGGACAGCCUUCCUCAGCUCACAUUAAUCUGUUCACGGGGAGAAUGCUCACUUGCUUCCUCAGCCAAAGAGGGACAGGCUGCAUCUGAGGAAAGCUGCAGCAGCAAAAUGCCACACAACUCGGCAGAGACUGAAAUGAAGGGACCAGGAGAGACGAGCGUUCGCAGUGCAGACACAGAGAUCUCACCAGCUGAGGAGGGAGACAGAGAAAAGGAGCCACUCCGGAUAGAAGCUUAUAUCAAUACUUCUCCCUUUGGGCCACUCACUGGUCCUGAUUCCUCUGACUACUUCACAACAUAUCCCAGGCGAACAACAAGCGAGCAGCAAUCAACAGGUCCAGCCUGA